UUUUCGGAAUUCACCAAAUCGCGAUUUUGUCAUUUCACCCCAAGAUAUGCCAUUUUCUGUGUUAUGUAAAUAAAGGAUUAUCCGAAGAUGAUGCUCCGUCCAGGGACGUUCAUAGACCUUCAGUGGUACCGGAGUACUGAAGCCAGAGAUAUCAUCUCCUGCAUCAGUCAUAGAAACUUGCAGAAGCGAAAGGUUUUUGGUCUUCUAGAGAAGCCAAGUGUGCCACUGGCAAGCAGUCUUGAGGAGUAUAAAUACAAGAUUCUAAUCUAUGGGAAGACUGGUGUCGGCAAGACGAGCACUGUUGCCAAACUAUCUGGAAAUGACAUUCCAAGUUCUCACUGCGAAACACCAGGAAUACAAGUGACGGAGAUCUACUGGCCGGCAAAAGUUGUCGAAUACAACAAGGUUGUCAUGUUCGAACUAGAAAUAUGGGACGCUGGUGAAAAUUCUAUGAAGAAAUUUGACCAUAUUUUACCUGCAUUGAAAGAGAAAGCUGAUGGCAUUCUCUUCCUCUUCUCCUGCACAGACAAGUCCAGCUUCCAAGAUCUACCACAGUAUAUGUCCAAGAUACAGGAUUCGGAUGAUAACCUUUGUAAAUUGGUGCUCGGUACUAAAUUUGACCUCCACGCUCAAAGUGAAAUUACGCUGCGUGAUAUUCGGGAAUUCGAAUCUCUGUACCAUUUGCCUAUCCUACGGAUAAAGAACAUUCCACUCUACCAUCCCAGUGAGAGUCGAUCAGAAAUAUCUGAAGUUGCGCCAAUUCUGAAUAUGAUUUGUGAAUGUUUGUGGCAAAGAGACUUAAUGUUGGCUGGAAAACUAACAAACUUUCAGGAAGAUGGCCAACAAAUGUCUUAUGUCUGAGGACAGCGUCUUUUCAUUAUAGUCGUAGUUCCACCUAUCAUAAAACCCCGUGUUUUUUCAAGACCCGUGUCUUCGCCGUGUGUCAAAAAACCCGGGGCGCACUUACACCUAUCAGUUGUGUUAGAUAAUGGUUAAUAGCCCCGGCGACAGGUGCGCUGUAGGUAGGGAGCUCUCCUGUGUUUCUUUUCCGUUGGAGGGGCGCAAUACCGAGGCAACUACACCGCGCCAUCUGUCGCCGGAUCUUAGAACUUGCUAUUGCCGUGUCUAUUCAGAUUCCACCUAUCAAAAAACCCGUGUUGAACACGGGUCUAAAUUAGCCCCCGAUUAGCCCCAUCGAGCUCGAUGGGGCUAAUAGACACGGGGAUUUGACACACGGGUCUAUUGAGACACGGCAAUUCAUAGGUGUAAGCGCAAAAGACACGGGGAUUUGAAAGGUGGAAGUACGACUUAUGGUACCGUCCUAAUUAUUAAUAGUGAGUUAAUUUAUUCUGUUUUGUUUGCAUCGGUUAGAUGCAUAUGUAUAGUUAGCGACCAGAUAAGGAUCAGAACUGUUGCAUUGUACCAAGGCAAUGUGGAGGAGGAAGGCAUCAGAGACAACUACCCGCGAUGCCUUUGAUAAUUUCAAGCCCCGGUUCCUGGUAACUUCAUGUACAGUGGACCUUCUCUAUUAGGGACACCCUCGGAACUCACAAGUGCUGUCCUGAAUAGAGAGGUGUCCUGAUUAGAGAGGUCAAAUUGAAUGGAAACAAUCACUUUUGGACCAAAACUGUCCUGAUUAGAGAGGUCAGAUUGAAUGGAAACAAUCACUUUUGGACCAAAACUAGUGUCCUUAAUAGAGAGGGUGUAUGUAAUAGAAAGGGUGUCCUUAAUAGAGAGGUGUCCUUAAUAGAGAGGUGUCCUUAAUUGAGAGCUGUCCUUAAUAGAGAGCUGUCCUUAAUAGAGAGGUGUCCUUAACAGAGAGGUCUCCACUAAGGGAGGUUCCACUGUACUUCCUUUUAUGCACAUUGAAUCUUACGAAAUGCUGAAGGGUUGACCACAGGCACCUCCAGUCCAUUUUGGCUAGAACUUGAAAUCCUAAAGCAAUAUGAAAGUCCUUCAAAACAAAGUGAGAGCCAAUUUCAAGGGUGGGCAUCUGUUCUUUGGAAAACAAAAAACUUACACCCACCCUUCGAAUUGGCACUUACUUCAUUUUAAAAGAGUUCCAAUAGCUUCAGGAUUUCAAGUAGGCCUACUUGCAAAAAUGGUGGCUGGUGCCUAUGGCCAACCAUGGAGGUAUCCUUGGGUCAACCCUUGCAGAUUCUGGACGAAUUGUUUAUACUUUUUGGCUCACCGUAGGGGAGUCUAUACAAUACCGCAGUGUCCGUCGUCCGUCGUCGUCCGUCGUCGUCGUCGUCGUCGUCGUCGUCGUCGUCGUCGUCGUCCGUCGUAUCCUAGUUCAAAAACAGUGGCACGUUUCUUAACCGCUAGGCCUAUGAACUUAAAACUUUGUACACAUGACCCCCUAGGUCAGAUGACCCGUGACACUAAAUUUCUGUCCGAUCUGAUUCUCUACUUGGCCACCAGGGGGCCAAAUGUGGAUAUCUAAAAAGUGUGAUAUCUCGCUUAUUAGUGACUUGUUUUCGAUGAAACUUUUGUUGUAGGUACUCAUAGCAAAUAUACAUCUUAUAUCAUACGGGUUUUUAAUUUGACCUACUUUUCAAGGUCACAGAGGUCAUAUGGCGUAAAUUGGCCGUUAGAGUGUAAACUAUGGCACGUUUCUUAACCACUAAAGCUAUGAACUUGAAACUUGGUACAUAUAACCCCCUAUAUCACAUAGCCUCUGGUGCUGAAUUUCAGUUUGAUCUGAUUCUCAACUUUGCCACCAGGGGGCCAAAAGUGGAAAUCUAAAAAGUGUGAUAUCUCGCUUAUUAGUGACUUGUUUUCGAUAAAAUUUUUAUGGUAGGUACCCUUAGGAAGGAUACAUUACAUAUCUUACGGGUUUUCAAUUUGACCUACUUUUCAAGGUCACAGAGGUCAUAUGGCGUAAAUUGGCCGUUAGAGUGUAAACUAUGGCACGUUUCUUAACCACUAAAGCUAUGAACUUGAAACUUGGUACAUAUAACCCCCUAUAUCACAUAGCCUCUGGUGCUGAAUUUCAGUUUGAUCUGAUUCUCAACUUUGCCACCAGGGGGCCAUAAGUGGAAAUCUAAAAAGUGUGAUAUCUCGCUUAUUAGUGUCUUGUUUUCGAUAAAAUUUUUAUGGUAGGUACCCUUAGGAAGAAUACAUCACAUAUCUUACGGGUUUUCAAUUUGACCUACUUUUCAAGGUCACAGAGGUCAUAUGGCGUAAAUUGGCCGUUAGAGUGUAAACUAUGGCACGUUUCUUAACCAGUAAAGCUAUGAACUUGAAACUUGGUGCAUAUAACCCCCUACAUCAGAUAACCUCUGAUGCCAAAUUUUGGCUCGAUCUGAUUCUUUAUUCGGCCACCAGGGGGCCAUAAUGGAAAAAGUAAGAAGUGCAAUAUCUUGCUUAUUUUUAGUGAUUCGUUUUCAAUAACAUUUUUAUGGUAGGUUCUCCUAGCAAGGAUACAUCACAUAUCAUAUGAGUUUUUGAUCUGACCUGCUUUUCAAGGUCACAGAGGUCAAAUGGCGUAAAUUUGUCGUUUGAUUGUAACUAUGGCACGUUUCUUAACCACUAAAGCUUUGAACUUGAAAUUUGAUACACAUGACUCCCUACGUCAUGUAACCUCGGACACCGAAUUUCGAUCUGAUCUGGUACUCAACUCGGCCACCAGGAGGCCAAAACUAAAAUAGGUAAAAAGUGCAAUAUCUCGUUUAUUAUUGACUUGUUUUUGAUGAUAUUCUUAUGGUACUUACUCCAAGCAACGAUACAUCACAUGUCAUACCGACUUUGGUUUGACCUAUAUACUAUACAUGUACAAUGUUUCUUAAUCUGGAUGAAUUACAAAGCACCAAAUAUCUAUACGGUGAGCACAAUGGCCCCUGGCCGUUUCAUUGUA
This is a messenger RNA of Lineus longissimus, 3859 nucleotides long. RefSeq names its product ciliogenesis and planar polarity effector 2-like. NCBI's taxonomy places the organism in Eukaryota, Metazoa, Nemertea, Pilidiophora, Heteronemertea, Lineidae. Gene Ontology annotation, molecular function: GTP binding; GTPase activity. The coding region runs from base 88 to 861 and encodes 257 amino acids. The record is from RefSeq and is a predicted model, not a curated record. The transcript is spliced from 6 exons.